This is a messenger RNA of Mauremys reevesii (Reeves's turtle), 5320 nucleotides long. RefSeq names its product lysine demethylase 4B (gene KDM4B). Gene Ontology annotation, cellular component: nucleus. Gene Ontology annotation, molecular function: histone H3K9 demethylase activity. The coding region runs from base 1 to 2211 and encodes 736 amino acids. The transcript is spliced from 14 exons. The record is from RefSeq and is a predicted model, not a curated record. NCBI's taxonomy places the organism in Eukaryota, Metazoa, Chordata, Testudines, Geoemydidae. Gene Ontology annotation, biological process: chromatin remodeling.
AUGGGGUCUGAAAACCCAAGUCCACAGAACCCUGGCUGUAAGAUCAUGACCUUCCGUCCUACCCUAGAGGAGUUUCGGAACUUUGGGAAAUAUGUUGCUUUCAUCGAAUCGCAGGGAGCUCAUAGGGCAGGGCUUGCCAAGGUGAUUCCUCCCAAGGAAUGGAAGCCCCGAAAGACUUAUGAUGACAUCGAUGACAUGGUCAUCCCAGCACCUAUCCAGCAGGUGGUGACUGGGCAGUCAGGAUUAUUCACCCAGUAUAAUAUACAGAAGAAACCCAUGACGGUGGGAGAAUACCGGCGUCUGGCCAACAGUGAGAAGUACUGUACUCCUCGCCACCAAGAUUUUGAAGACCUGGAACGCAAAUACUGGAAGAAUCUGACAUUCGUCUCACCAAUUUAUGGGGCAGAUAUCAGUGGCUCACUAUAUGAUGCCGAUGUAGAAGAGUGGAAUAUUGGGAAUCUGAACACCCUGUUGGACAUGGUGGAGCAUGAAUGUGGGAUUAUCAUAGAAGGUGUGAACACCCCCUACCUUUAUUUUGGCAUGUGGAAAACAACAUUUGCAUGGCAUACUGAGGACAUGGAUCUCUACAGCAUCAACUACCUACAUUUUGGGGAGCCAAAAUCCUGGUAUGCCAUACCACCAGAACACGGCAAGCGAUUGGAACGCCUGGCAAAAGGAUUUUUCCCAGGAAGCUCUCAGGGAUGUGAUGCCUUCCUUCGCCACAAGAUGACCCUCAUUUCACCCUCCAUCUUGAAGAAAUAUGGCAUCCCAUUUGACCGGAUCACCCAAGAGGCUGGCGAGUUUAUGAUCACAUUUCCUUAUGGCUACCACGCAGGAUUCAACCACGGCUUCAACUGCGCUGAGUCCACCAACUUUGCCACACUGCGGUGGAUUGACUAUGGCAAAAUGGCUACGCAGUGCACUUGCCGCAAAGACAUGGUGAAGAUUUCCAUGGAUGUUUUUGUGAGGGUUCUACAGCCGGAACGUUAUGACUUAUGGAAACAAGGGAAAGAUGGUGCUGUUCUGGACCACAUGAAACCCACAGCUCUGACCAGCCCAGAGCUGGAUGCCUGGAAUGAGACAAAGCCUGAGCUGAAAGCUAAGCUGCUCCGCAGGAUGGGAGAUGAAGAAGAGGACAACAAACAAAAUUACCGGUCUCACAGAAAAAGAAGUCAACCCAGAAGGCAUAAAACAGAGGAUCAGAAGUCUCUUGGGGAAGUCAUAGCUAUGGAGACUGCCCUGGAAGAAGUCAAAAUGAAGGAGGAGGUGAAAAGGGGACCAGAUCUAGAUGAAGAGGAGAGAAGUAAAGUGACUGAGGGGGGAGAAGGAGACAGUAAGGUAAAGGGCCGUCCCCCAAAAGUAAAAGGUGAGAGAAAGAAGAAGCACCCUCACCAUCAGCACCACCACCAUCACAGUCAUCACCUGCAGCCACCUCAGCCUCCUUUGCAGCAGCAGCUGCUGCCACCGCCUCCUCCACAGCCACAGCAGCAACCAGCAGAGGAAGAGGCAUCAGCAGCGCAGCCACUGAUUCCUGUAGCAGCACCAGCAUCUGCCACGCCAGAGAAGAGCUUACCCUCUGCUCCCCUCAACAUCGUCCUGCCCUCAGAGGUGCCAAGCGAGGAGGAUGACUUUAAGCCCCGACCCAUCAUUCCCAUGCUUUAUGUGGUUCCACGGACCAAAAAGGUGGUCUUUGAAAAGGAGCGCAUAUCCUGCCAGCAGGCCUUUGAGCAGUUUGCCACACAAAAAGGCCAGGUUUGGCGGGAGCAGGUGGUCCCUUUGGAGCUCACUGUGAAGGAGGAAGAGAGCGGAGAAGCAGAAAAUGCAGAUGUUGCCACUGAGGUCAGUGACUUACAGGCCACGUCUGCUUUUUCAAAAAUGAAGAUGGAGAUAAAGAAAAGUCGCCGUCACCCACUGGGCAAACCACCAACCCGCUCCCCAUUGUCUGUGGUUAAACAGGAGGCCUCAAGUGAUGAGGAAACGUUUCCAUUUUCCGGGGAGGAGGAUGUGAGUGACCCAGAGGCUAUGAAGUCUUUACUUUCCCUGCAGUGGAAGAAUAAAGCACAUAACUUCCCAGCUGAGCGAAAAUUCAAUGCAGCUGCUGCCCUGAGCGAGCCCUAUUGUGCUGUCUGUACCCUCUUCUACCCUUAUAACCAGUUACCUUAUCUGCAAAUGGGAAUACUGCCCACCUCAGAGGGAUGGUGUGAGAACUGAUGUGCAAAGCUCUUUGAGAUCCUCUGAUGGGGAACACGAUAAGUGCAAAUUAUUAUUAUUAUUAAUGUUGUCUACACAAGGCCACCAGAACUGUGCAAAACUUGCCUUUCUCCUAAAAACUGGUGGACCACAUGCUUUUUCUCCUCUUCAUCCACCAACACUCGGAGCUUGACAACUUCUCAAGCUGAGUAGGCGCAGCUCAGGGGUCCGUACAGAGAAAGCAGCCUCUGCUCUUUGUGGGUACAUCUAUACUGCAAUAAAACCCCAAACAAAAAACCCAGCCCACAACAGUGAGACUCAGAGCCUGCGUGAACUGACUUGGGCUUGAGUGACUUGCAGAGCAUUGUAGACAUUCCUCUGAGACAACCCUCCUUGCUGGGUUUCUGAGCCCAAGCUCCUGCCCAAGCGGGAAUGUCUACACUACUAUUUUUAGCCCCAUAGCAUGAGCCUGAGUCAGUUGACCCAGGCUCUGAGACUUGCUGCUGCAGGUUUUUUGUGUUUUGCAGUGUAGCUGUACCCUGAGGCACUCUGCCUGAUUGAAAGAGGAUUCUACCUGGAUCUGUUUUUACGCUCUCCAGGUUGUUUGAAACGGGAGGGUGGAUUUACAAAAUGCUGACCGAGAGUAAUUUCAGGUCCUUCUGUGGUUUUGUUCCUACCUAGGAGAGGCCAACCUCAGUGCUACUGAAUUGCGAACAUAUGCUACAGCAUCCCUCUUUUCCCAGGCUCAUACAGGCAGCUGUAACGUUUCAGUUACGCAAGCAAGAGCAAUGGUGUUGGUCUCGGUUUUAUAAAUUAAUGCAUUGGAGCCUGGGCUUAGUGUAAUGCGGGAGGCACUGUACAAGGCAGCAGAAAGGAGAUAUGCAUAUGUAAAUCUUUGUGGUGUGUAAUUUGUUUUAAUUUUCUAAUCAUUUGAGUAAAUCAGAGCUAAUACCCAGAAAGGUUUUCUGGGCACGUCCAGCUUUCCUCACUUGCCAUAAGAGGCUGCUGGGAUUUAAAGUUCUGGGAACUUCAGUUUAAGAUGCAGAUUUUCUUGGCAAUUGUUGCCAAGCAAAACAUUGGGAACCAAAUCUAACCCUGUCCCACCUAUCAAAUGUAUAUUAUAAAUCAGACCACACAGGACGGGAUACAUCCAAAAUUUGUAAAGCCCCUCAACUCUCAAGAUGGUAAAUUCUUCUGUGCAUUGCGUACAUAGUGCUGAUAACUUAGCUGUGCCUGGUUUAAACACCAAAGCUGCACAUUUCAAGGGGAUUGGAAAAAAUAAGAUUUAACACACUGACACAUUUGGGUCCUGUAGUGAUUUACAGGAGCAGACAUUAAUACAUACAGUGCUGCUACACUUGCGUAUGCAUCAAAUUGGUAGUCAGCAUGAGGUAGCCUUGUAGCACAGGUAGCCCUGUAGUAAUAGGGGUGUGUGUGUGUGUGUGUGUGUGUGAAUAUCUGUGAAUAUAUUUGUAUGCAGGCGUGUGUAAUUACCCUCACACCUCCAUAGGUGUAGAUCAGAAUCACACGGAGAAGAGGAGGGUUUUUUAUCAGUUUAAAUAUGCUUGUUCCAACAUUGUAUCCCCCAGUUACUAGUUUGAUGGCCUUCUGUUUUCUCGCAUCCAGUUCCACUAAGGUAUCGCUUUUCAGAGAUGUACUGAAUCUCUUCUCCCUUUAUUUUCAAAAACUGGGAAUAAAAAUCCUAGUGGGCCUCUUGCUGUCCCAGCAGAUCUGGGUGAUUUUUUUUCUUUUAAAUAUAUAUGAUUAGUGCAGUAGUUUUGUUCAAAUGUGCUUUAGCCCCAUUCACAUCUGUGUGCGUUGCUUUCCCUUAGUGUUCAAGCAGUGUUUUUGAAACUGGUAUUUAAAAUCACACAUGCAAAUCUUUGCACCAGAAAUCCUAGCACACACAUCCAGCCAGGGAACAGAAACAUACAAUACUAUUCGUCUGACCACUUGUAUCUAAGCACUUUAUCCAGCUUCUGAAUAUUCACAAGCAAAAAGUAAGAUUAGAGUAAAAAAUCAUCCACUGAAUUUGAACAUCAGCUUUAAGGAAUUUUCAAUUUGCUUCCAGAUACUUCAUGAGCAGGAAGGCAAAAUUUGUUAGAUAUGUUAUUUGCUCAACUCUGCCCCAGUUUGUCCCUGCAUAAAUAGGGCACAUGGAGCCAGACACAGCUCUGUGUUCACUUGGGGCAUGCGUGUUUAAAAAAAAAAAAUCCCUGAUUUAUUCUGCAGACAGAAAAUAAAGUAUCUCUCCAGGACUGCAUGAUGUUGCUGUAUAAUGGAUUGUGAGGAGACUUGGGUGCAGCUGGGCUGUUUAAUCUGUUAUUUUUAACUCUGGUUUACUACCAGAAACCUUUAAAUGUCUUUCUGAAGAAAGAACAGGAGAGGGUACGGAGGGAGAGGGGUAGAUCUUGCUUAUUCUGUUGAGAGAGUCUUCUUCUGCAGCAUUUGGGGAUUUGAUCUUAUUUUGUAAAAGUAUAAAUGCAAAAAUAGUGAAUGCUGCUCAUUAUUCUAAUACAGGGGUUCUCAAACUGGGGGUCGGGACCCCUCAGGGGGUCAUGAGGUUAUUACAUGGGGGGUCACGAGCUGUCAGCCUCCACCCCAAACCCUGCUUUGCCUCCAGCAUUUAUAAUGGUGUUAAACUAAAAACACUUUUUUGUAUAUUUAUAAGGGGGGGUCGCACUCAGAGACUUGCUAUGUGAAAGGGGUCACCCGUAAAAAAAAGUUUGAGCCACUGUUCUAAUGCUUCCCUGAGCUUUCAAACCAAACGACAAAUCCCAGGGCACACCCUGUUGGAACGGAGGGAGCAACAAGAUUCUUGUCAUGUGAGGUAGGAGUUGGGAUAAGAGCACUUGUUGCGUGGUUGCAAACAGCAUGAGCUAGUGAGGAUUGAUUUUUUUCACAAGGGCAAUAUUCUUUGAAUUUUAGAACAGCUGGUGGAUGGGCAAAGUGGAGACUCUGUGUACCACUGUUUCCUUUUCCUCCUUAAGUCCUUACAGAUGGAUAAAGAGGCUGUCCAGGUCUCUACAGGGGAGAGCUCCUCCUUGCUCCAGCUUUCAAAGUGUGGACAGAAGACAAAGCCUCUGAUCCCUGAGAUGUGUUUUACCUCAGGUGGUGAAAACACAGAGCC